Messenger RNA from Mercenaria mercenaria, 836 nucleotides. Its product is annotated as beta-1,4-galactosyltransferase 5-like. The record is from RefSeq and is a predicted model, not a curated record. Gene Ontology annotation, biological process: carbohydrate metabolic process. Gene Ontology annotation, molecular function: glycosyltransferase activity. The transcript is spliced from 3 exons. Lineage: Eukaryota; Metazoa; Mollusca; Bivalvia; Venerida; Veneridae. Bases 1 to 384 code for a protein of 127 amino acids.
AUGCCUUACGAUACCUACUUUGGAGGUGUUAAUGCGUUUUCAAAGGAACAGUUUACUCUUGUUAACGGCUUUCCGAAUUUGUACUUUGGCUGGGGAUAUGAAGAUGACGAUGUCUAUCAUAGGGUUUUAAACGCUAAUUUAUCAGUGCAGAGACUAUCAUAUGACGUUGGGCGAUACAGACAUCUAGGACAUCGACAUUCAAUUCUAGGGAAUGGAAUUUUAAAACUUUACAACACGAAACAGCAAAGGUAUCUGUCAGAUGGAUUGAACAACUUGAAAUAUAAAAGAAUCAGUUAUAACUUAAGACCUUUGUGUACUUGGAUUUCGAUUGGACUAUAUAAUCAUACAGGUCAGGUCAUGCAAGAAGUAUCAAACGGUGAAUGAAGUCAGACUUGAGAUUCUUGGGAAAAUACAUUGUUCAUUAUAUUUUGAUUAAUACAUUUUAUUGGUAGCAUCCCUUAAAACAAUGUUGGUUAUGUGGGCUAGAAUCAAAACCCUUUAUUGAAAGAAUAAUGUAUAAGUUUUGGAAAUGCAGCUUUUGAACACGAAAUGUGAAAAAUAUGCAUUCUUUGCCACUGACUUCUUUUCGUGUUAUAAAAGAUAAAUUUAUAACAUAUUUUUUCUUUUUGAUACAUAAACCUUCUUACAGCAUUCAACUUUUAAACACGCUAUAUUGAUGAAAUUUUAAUUUAGAACAAUAUAUGGUCUUUCCCACCGUGUUCACUGUUAAUCCUCGGAUUCUCUUCUUAAGGUAGACCGUCCGUAACAGAAACCUUCCUUAUCUAUCGCCAUUGACAAUAUAUAAAUUUGAUUUGCCUCCGUAUUUCAGUACCCUC